CGCAACGAGACCCCAAUCUCAAGCUAUAGAUCCGACUUACGAUUCGGACUCCGGCUCGGAGGAUGAACAACCACCGAACUCCCGCUACAGCUCUCCCGGAGCACCAAAUCAAGCGCCGCAUCGCAGCGUCACAUCGCUCGCGGGCUCAACUGAAGUACCGUAAACCCGCCAUCGACGAGAGCGAAAUCCUGCCCGUACCCACGGCGAGGCGAGCGGUGACACGAUCAUGGGAGUGCACGCAGACGUAUUCGAAUCCGGAGUUUCUUCCGCCACCGGCGUUGCAUCGGUAUAAUAGUAUCGGAAUACAAUGUGCCUUGGGUCGGGAUCUGGAAGCUGGACCCCUCCACGCUGCACGCCGUCAAGACGAGACGGUCGAGGACUUGAUAGCAUAGCCCGCUCAGAUCGCCCCGCAAAGCAAGAGUAAACUCCUAGCGCCACCUGAUAGUAGGGCAAUGCACUGCUCAGUUGGUCGAAUCUGCCCGACGAUUAAACGAAGUGUCGCCGACGGCAUGAUUUCUCAUAUGCCAGCUGCCCGUGCACACAAUCGGCCGAACGAAUGCGAGCGUCAUUCUGGCUCGGUGCCGAACAAGAGCAGGGAAUUUAGAUUUUGCUGCACCGUUGCGGUGAUUUGUACCUGUUCGACACGGAAAUGCUCCAGAUCUUGGGGCGUAUCAGGAACGAUCAUGGAACCAUGCGAACAGAUAAUCUAAGCCGACGCUUCGACCAGGACCGCACUCUUAU
This is a messenger RNA of Zymoseptoria tritici IPO323, 741 nucleotides long. RefSeq lists its product as uncharacterized. Lineage: Eukaryota; Fungi; Ascomycota; Dothideomycetes; Mycosphaerellales; Mycosphaerellaceae. Bases 63 to 392 code for a protein of 109 amino acids. The record is from RefSeq and is a predicted model, not a curated record. The transcript is spliced from 2 exons.